This is a messenger RNA of Vicia villosa (hairy vetch), 816 nucleotides long. Its product is annotated as F-box protein At2g27310-like. The record is from RefSeq and is a predicted model, not a curated record. The transcript has a single exon. Gene Ontology annotation, molecular function: protein binding. The coding region runs from base 1 to 816 and encodes 271 amino acids. Lineage: Eukaryota; Viridiplantae; Streptophyta; Magnoliopsida; Fabales; Fabaceae.
AUGAACAAUUUACCUCCGGAGAUCAUUGAUAACCACAUUCUUCCACUCCUUGACGGCGUUACCUUAACCGCCUUAUCCUCCGUCUCUUCCGAAUAUCGCCGCAUGAUCAUCAACAAGGACGAACUAUGGAAGAACAUUUGUGCUUCCACGUGGCCUUUCUCCCUGCCGGACAUUAACAGCUUCGUCUCUACCUUCCCUGGUGGUUACCGUUCCUUCUUCUCCGAUGUGUUCCCUUCCCUUCACUCUAGUAAUAAUAAUAACUCUCAGUCUCAGGUUCACUCUAUUGAUCAUCCUCCCAUGUGUAUCUUACACCUCAUUGAUAUGUAUCUAGAGGGAGAAUCACAUCCUAGGUUUUCAAUGAGUAAAUCAACUGUAGUCGAGUCGAACUCUAAUGCUCAUGGUUAUUGUGCCUUUCCGCAUCUGCUUCAUGUUUACAUCCCAGGAAACAAAGAACUGUGGAUGGACUACUUUCAAGAUAAUUUGAGGUUAAAUUGGAUUGUUAUCAACGAAACUCAAAACUGUGCGAGGAGUUUGUUUGGUCCUAGUUCUAAACCGGUUUCGAUUAAAAGAACAAGUAAUACUAUUGAGGUGGUGUGCGAGAAUGUGAUGCUGGGACAAUGCAAGGAUUAUACGGAGAUGGUGAAAUGUUAUAUGAAGGUGAAGAUCACCUGCAACUUGGACUCAAAUUAUAAUGGACGAAACAAGGGGCGCCUUGAGGUUGGAAUGGAGGACAUGAAUGGAAAGCGUGUAUUGGCGAGGCAUGCUAACAUGAUUAUCCUAAAUGCAAUUCUAAAUGGGGAGAGGAAGAAAUUUUGA